Molecule: messenger RNA, 1104 nt
Organism: Aspergillus affinis
Lineage: Eukaryota; Fungi; Ascomycota; Eurotiomycetes; Eurotiales; Aspergillaceae
Exons: 1
Coding region: 1-1104 (367 amino acids)
Biological process (GO): transmembrane transport
Cellular component (GO): fungal-type vacuole membrane
Molecular function (GO): transmembrane transporter activity
Source: RefSeq, a predicted model, not a curated record
AUGGCAAGGUCUGUCACAACACCGCCGGGCUUAGAGCAGAGAGAGCAUCCGCCGCAUAUCACAACUUCACCCAGCCAGAACGAAAAGAGUUCAAAUGACGCCCGUUCUACCGUAGGCAGCUCUGAGGAUGAUUCAUCUCACAAUGCCUCCGAGACCAACAACUCUGAACUUACCUAUCCUGAAGGCGGGUGGGCUGCCUGGAGUGUCGUCCUAGGGAGCUGGAUGGCAUGCUGUGGUACAAUGGGGUUGUUGAAUAGUUUAGGGAUCUUCCAGGCAUACUUGGAGGGAAGUGAGCUACAAUCCUUCUCCUCCGGACAAAUCGCCUGGAUUUUCGGCGUCUAUUCUUUUCUGGCCUUUUUCUGUGGAAUCCAGGUCGGUCCUAUCUUCGAUGCAAAAGGACCCCGCGUUCUAGUUAUUUGCGGCUCGAUUGGAACGGUCCUCUGUCUCAUUCUUCUGGGUUGGUGCUCAUUAUAUUGGCAUUUUAUGGUGGUCUUCGGUCUUUUCGGAGGCAUUAGUCUGUCCCUCACCUUCAAUCCUGCGAUUUCCAUUGUCGCACACUACCUCAAUCGAAGACGGGGCCUAGCAACUGGAAUAACUUCCUCUGGUGCAUCUUUCGGCGGCCUAGUCUUCCCUCUUCUGUUCCAAAAUGUGGUGUCAAAACUGGGAUUUGCAUGGGCCACUUGUGUGAUCGCUCUCGUCAACGGGGUCGCUUUCAUCAUUGCGAUCCUCCUUAUUCGACCAAGAUUCGGACCCAAAUCGAGUACAAUCGGAGCGAUUCUUCCUGAUAUAUCGAUCUUCGGCAACGCCUGUCUGAUGCUCGCAAGCAUGGGAAUAUUCUUUAUGGAGUGGGGUCUGUUUGUCCCCAUCACAUACCUGACCUCCUAUUCCUUGUCUCAUGGACUGUCACCACGAUUCUCAUACUUGCUCCUGUCGUUGAUCAACACCGGGGCGAUCUUCGGUCGAUGGAUCCCCGGUUACUGUGCGGACCGCAUCGGCCGAUUUAACACCAUCAACAAUCCUUGGAUGUCUUCUAUUUACUGCGUGCCUGUGGAUGCCCGCCAAUUCAAGCCGGCCUCUGAUCACGGUGUUUGCUCUUCUCUUUAG